Messenger RNA from Trematosphaeria pertusa, 1113 nucleotides. RefSeq lists its product as uncharacterized. NCBI's taxonomy places the organism in Eukaryota, Fungi, Ascomycota, Dothideomycetes, Pleosporales, Trematosphaeriaceae. Bases 138 to 671 code for a protein of 177 amino acids. The transcript is spliced from 2 exons. The record is from RefSeq and is a predicted model, not a curated record.
UCGUCGUCACCGUGCUUACGCCCAACUGUCCAUCCCGCAGUCGCCGAUGCUGUACUAAUACUUUGCUGCUUUUCCGCCUUUUCUGUUCCUUCUUCUCGCCUCUCCUCUUUAAUCACACCAAAUACGAUCGUUUGAGCAUGCAUAUCGGAAAGGCUGGAUGCGUCGCAGCGCUGAGCUUCGGCCUCGCGAAUGCCGAUUUCUACCUGUACACAGAGCCUCCCAUCCCACUGAGUGCAGUGCCGACCUUCGCAAAUCCAUCAGACGCAUCAAGCUGGACCACCUCCGUUUUCCUCAAUGCCAAAAUCUCGUACGGCGACUUCACCCAAUCCUUGGGCGAGGCUUACAAGUCCUCCGUCGACUCCGCCCGCUCCGAGAUCAAAGCCUUCGCCGCUUCCGCCCAAAACUACAGUAUUCCGGCUGUUAUCACAGAUGAUGCCGCCACGACGUCCAUCAGCGACGGAGUACCGGACUGGUAUACCGCAUUGCCUUCCGCGGUGCGACAGUUCAAGGAGCAGCAGGUGGCCAAUCAGUUUAGCAUCGUGAGGGAGGUUAUCGCCGACGAUACGACCGCCACGGCGAGUUCGACCGGCGGAGCAAUGCCGACUCCCCGGGCUGGCAUCGGUGCGGGCUUUGGAGCUAUGGCCGCCAUCGCCGCGGGCGUGUUCUUGUAGAACAUUGCUACAUGGAGGAGGAGACUUGGAUCGGUCAUAAAUUGGAUACACAGAUAGCCCUGGGUGGCCAGACGCGAAGCAUUCUACAGGCGAUUGGGCAGAGCCAGUCCCAAGAGGACUCGUCCGGCGCUUCCAGUUCUGGCGUCGAGGCGUAAACGCUCUCGGAAAUACCUCAAUAUGGUCAGUCUCGAACGUGGCCUCAUUAGACUCCUACCAGGAAUCCUCUGGGCCGUACGGCUUUUCAAGCUCUAGAAGGUUCGUCUCGGGACACGGGACGGGAGUAACGAAGUUGAUGAAGAAGCCUGGGCCGGUCUCACAUGAGCAUUUGCUGAGGUGGCUGAAGCCAAUCGCUUGCAGUGAGGGCAAGCAAUCACAAAACAAUAUUCGCUACCUAAGACUCAUAAACUGGUGUACCUUUCCUUUCCUGUCUUCAUUUUCUGAU